UAAUUACCGCCGUUAUCGGGAUAAAUUUGAUAACUCUAUCUUAAGCCUAAACUAAAGACUCUGGAUGAGUGUAACAUAUUAUUAGCAUAAACAUAUUAGAAAGCAAGAUGGCUGACGCAUAGUCGCACGGUGUGCUUCACUCCCACAAAGACUGCUAUCUAUGCUACUCAAAGAGGACCCAUUGGUGUGGACUGAACAUUACUUGAUGAUUAACUAAUCCAACAUUUCCUGGCAGAACCUACGCUGAAACAUGCCUCCUAAAUCCGCGUCAAGAAAAGGCAAACAGGAAACACUCGAUCCAGCACCUGUUGAAGACAGCGGUACUUUGACUUUGGCGUCUAUAGCAGGCCUCCUGGAGGAAAAUCGCCGUGCCCUCUCAGCUGACUUUAAAGAAACGCUAGCGAAGCUUGAACACAAGCUAGACAGCAUUAAUGCUACUGUUACUGAUCACUCGGCGAAGAUUGGCGAUCUCGAAACAAACGCCACCUUACAGGAUUCACGUCUGACAGCUCUGGAAGCCACAUGUGCCAUGCUGAGUGACAGCAACGCUAAGCUACUAGCAAAAGUCACUGAUCUAGAAGCCCGCAGUCGUCGGAACAACAUCAGGGUGCUGGGCUUACCCGAAUCCAUCGAGGGACAGCUGCAGCCGACCGUCUUUUUUUCCAAGAUGCUAGCCGAUGUGUUCGGAGGCGUACUGAAUAAUACUCCGCCUGAGUGCGACAGGGCCCAUCGUACCUUCUCCGCUAAACCCCAGCCCGGGCAGAGACCCCGACCUGUCAUCAUUCGGCUCCACAAGUAUCAGGUGAAGGACAAGAUCAUCCGAGAAGCCCGAGCCAAAAGAGGCUUUUCAUCAAACCGAAGGAAGGAGCUGGCAAAGGACUACGGGCCCGUGUACAGCUUGAGGCGAGGCGGCGAAAGGAUAGUGUUCGUUUCGGGGUACCGCAUGGUCAAAGAGGCACUCGUCAACCAACUGGACAGCUUCGUGGACCGGCCCAGCGUGCCGCUCUUCGAUGGCAUUUUCAAGGGCAUCGGGGUGGCGUUGAGCAAUGGUUACCCAUGGAAAAAGCACAGGAGGUUUGUUGUCAGCCACCUGCGCUACUUUGGAGAAGGCCAGCAGUCUCUGGAGAACUACAUUCGAGUGGAAUGCGGCUACCUGUGCGAGGCUUUCAAAGAGGAGCAAGGUAAGCCUUUCAACCCUCAUUUCACGCUGACCAAUGCAGUGGGCAACGUCAUUGCUUCGGUGCUGUUCGGGCACCGCUUUGAGUACAAUGACGGAAACUUCCGAAGGUUUCUCGAGUUGGACAACGAUGCUAUCGUGCUCGCAGGCUCACAAAUUGCACAGCUCUACAACGUCUUCCCCUCACUAAUGAAGCGUUUACCGGGUCCACACCAAACGGUCAUUGGCAAUUACAAAGAGAUUGAGCUCUUCCUAGCAGACGAAGUGCGGAAGCAUCAAGAGGAGUGGAACCCUGAGCAACCAAGAGACUUCAUUGACGUGUACCUUUCGGAGAUAGACAAGCUUAAGGAAGACCCCUUGGCCGGUUUCAACAUUGAAAGUCUGAAUGUAUCCAUUCUUGAUCUCUUUGAGGCCGGAACAGAAUCGACGGCCACUACCUUGCGCUGGGCUAUUGUGUACAUGAUGCACUAUCCAGAUAUCCAAAAGAAAGUCCAGACGGAGAUUGAUAACGUGAUCGGACAAUCUCGUCCACCCGCCUUGGCUGACAGACCCAACAUGCACUACACUGAAGCCGUCAUCUACGAGACGCAGAGGAUUGGCAACAUCUUGCCUUUGGGAUUCCCCAAAAUGGCCAAUAAGGAGGCCACACUUGGAGGAUACAUCAUACCAAAGGGUACAGCCAUAGUCACUGAUCUAGCAUCCGUGCUUUUUGACAAAAACGAGUGGGAGACCCCGGGCAUGUUCAACCCUCAACACUUCCUGGAUUCAGAAGGCCACUUCCGUAGAAGAAACGCCUUUCUGCCCUUUUCUGCAGGCAAGCGGGCGUGUUUGGGUGAGCAACUGGCACGCAUGGAACUUUUCCUGUUCUUCACGGCGCUCCUGCAACGCUUCACUUUCACCGCCGUACCUGGAGAAAUGCCGAGCCUGGAGGCAGUUCAGGGUUUCACGCAGUCGCCAAAAGAGUUUCGCUUCCUUGCCGUACCUCGCUGAACUCACACUUAUUUCCAAUGUUAUGAUUUGACUUAGA
Messenger RNA from Corythoichthys intestinalis (scribbled pipefish), 2204 nucleotides. Its product is annotated as cytochrome P450 2J2-like. Gene Ontology annotation, cellular component: intracellular membrane-bounded organelle; cytoplasm. Gene Ontology annotation, biological process: xenobiotic metabolic process. The coding region runs from base 251 to 2167 and encodes 638 amino acids. The record is from RefSeq and is a predicted model, not a curated record. Gene Ontology annotation, molecular function: oxidoreductase activity, acting on paired donors, with incorporation or reduction of molecular oxygen, reduced flavin or flavoprotein as one donor, and incorporation of one atom of oxygen; heme binding; iron ion binding. The transcript is spliced from 10 exons. Lineage: Eukaryota; Metazoa; Chordata; Actinopteri; Syngnathiformes; Syngnathidae.